UUCGAACGAUCCCGAUGGAGGUUCAAAUGUGUUGUAUAUAAAAGCAGUUCAUCUAUCACUAUAGUUAUACAGAUCUGUAUACCAGGAAAUCUCACACAAUGGCCAGAGUUAUCUUUUUAGUCGUCGUACUGUGUUGUGCUACAGCUGAAGUUAUAAAUGUCGAAGACUGUGGAUCUGAGACUGGAACAAUAAAUCAGGUGGAAUUAACUCCGUGCCCCACAGAACCAUGUCAAGUGAAGAGAGGAGACAGCGCCACACUGUCAGUAAAAUUCACACCAAAGGUGGAUUCGACGACAUUUACAUCUGAGCUGCAGUACGCCAUUGUCGCUGGAGAACCACUGAGCAUACCACAUCAGAACGUGAAAAUGUCCAGCUCAAUAACUGCAAACAAUGAAGUGGUAUACUCAAACGUCGUGAGUGUGAUGCAGACUUAUCCAAAAGUUUCGCUUUCGAUCACCCUUAAAAUUCAAGACGACAAUGCCAAAGACCUUGUGUGUUUUGUCUGGCCCAUCCAGAUUGUGGAUUAGAGGUUUCACGACGCAAUGGACUGCCGACAUUGUGGACUGCUUAAUUGACCAUCAUUGGACCUAUACCUUGGUGCGUCCGACCGCGACAUAGGAACUCAAUGAAUAGAGAUACAUGUACAUGUAAUUCUUAUAUAUUUUCUUUUCACAAUA
Ostrea edulis (European flat oyster) is the source of this 677-nucleotide messenger RNA. RefSeq names its product NPC intracellular cholesterol transporter 2-like. Bases 99 to 527 code for a protein of 142 amino acids. The record is from RefSeq and is a predicted model, not a curated record. The transcript is spliced from 4 exons. Gene Ontology annotation, molecular function: sterol binding. Lineage: Eukaryota; Metazoa; Mollusca; Bivalvia; Ostreida; Ostreidae. Gene Ontology annotation, biological process: sterol transport.